UGGAACAAGCAGUGUUAAAGGUUAUGGCUGCAAUUAGGGGGACGUUUUUAUUUGCUGGUGGUUCGAUAAUAAUAAAUUGAAGAAUGAUAUAUUGGAAGUGUUUUUAAAAUUGUUUUCGAUGGACAUUGAAAUCGAGGAAGGUGAAAAAAUGAAGGCAAAAUCGUCGAAGCGAAUGGUUGGAAUGAUAAUAAGGUCUAGAAAAUCAAUUGCCAAGGAUGCUGUUGUAACUACGUCCGGAAUCGGCCAGCCCAGCCUCUACCAUGCACUGGUUGUCAUCUUCUUGGAAUUCUUCGCGUGGGGUCUCCUGACCAUGCCGCUCAUAUCAGUAUUGAACAACACAUUUCCGGACCACACGUUCCUCAUGAACGGCCUGAUCAUGGGCAUCAAGGGCAUCCUCUCCUUCUUGAGCGCCCCCUUGGUCGGCGCCCUCUCCGACGUGUGUGGCAGAAAGCUGUUCCUCCUCAUCACGGUGUUCUUCACGUGCAUCCCCAUUCCCCUAAUGACAAUAAAUACUUUUUGGUUUUUCGCCAUGAUCAGUAUUUCGGGCGUGUUCGCCGUGACUUUCAGUGUUGUUUUCGCCUACGUGGCCGACGUUACCGACGAGAAGGAUAGAUCGCUGGCUUACGGGUUGGUUAGCGGGACGUUCGCGGCCAGCAUGGUCAUUUCUCCGGCUUUGGGGGCGUAUCUCAUGGAAAGAUGGUCCUUAUCACUAGUGGUAGCGCUAGCGACUGCGGUAGCCAUCUUGGACGUGUUUUUCAUUCUGGUAGCAGUGCCUGAGAGCUUGCCCGAGAAAGUUAGAGUCUCGCCGAUUAGCUGGGAACAGGCAGAUCCAUUUGCAUCGCUGAGGAAUGUAGGACAAGAUCCGACGAUUCUACUUCUGUGCAUUGCUGUUUUUCUCUCUUAUUUACCAGAAGCUGGCCAGUACAGCUGUCUCUUUGUUUAUCUCAAGCUGGUGAUGGGUUGGAGUGCCCCUAUGGUGGCAGUCUUCGUUGGGUUGGUGGGUUUGCUGGCGGUUAUCACACAACUUUGUCUAGGGGUUCUCAUAAAGAAUUUGGGUUCAAAACACACCAUUAUGUUGGGUCUUCUUUUCGAAAUGCUCCAACUAUUGUGGUACGGGUUUGGCACAACAACGUGGAUGAUGUGGGGUGCCGGUAUUCUUGCCUCAAUGAGCUCAAUAACUUAUCCUGCCAUUUCUGCAUUCGUUUCGGUUCACAGCACAGCUGACAGGCAGGGUGUUGUUCAAGGUAUGGUGACUGGAAUGAGAGGGCUUUGCAAUGGAUUGGGUCCUGCUAUGUAUGGCAUCAUAUUUUAUAUUUUCCAUGUUGAUUUGAAUGCGGAUAAUGAUCAAAAUCCAACACAUUCCACGCCAACUUUUGAUACUUACGCGCAGCUUGUGCCAGGUCCACCUUUUGUUUUUGGAGCAUUUCUAGUCAUUUGUGCUCUUUUCGUCGCUUCGUUCAUACCAACCAAAACUCAAGUUGAUACAAGUAUUCCUCUAGACACACACUACGAGAUAGAAUGUGGACAGAAAAUUGCUGGUACACUAAGUCCCCUUAUACCUAGUAGAAACAUAGACGCAGCAAUUCUGUAGAGCGCAAAUGUAACAGAUACGUGAAUAUUAGAAAAUGACAAUUCAAGCUGGCUGCACACUUUUCUAGAAUCCAAGAGAUCUCAGAUUGACAUAUUUUGAAUAAAUGUAUAUAAAGAGUGUGCGGGUGAUACAAAGAUCGCUGUGACAUUUUAGGAAAGUGUAUACUUAACAUAUUUGUUAAUAUAUGGUUGUUGAAAGAGUAUUUCAUUUACGGAGGCUGAUCAGGUAUUUUUUAAUUUAGGCUAUAUGUUACGCUUAAUUUAUGGACUUUGUACUGCUUCUGAAGGUUGUCGAAUUAUUUCAGAUUUCAGGAGAAGGACAAUAGGUUCUUUUUGGAUGUUGUGUACCUCCCCAUUUUUUUAUUGGGGAUUUUCUGGACCAGUCCAGUCACGAUUCAUUAAGGUCAUUAUAAACCAUGAAAAAUGUUUUUUGUUCUGAAUUUAGAGCUUCAUUUAAUAUAAACAUUUAUUUCGGUAGAUAUACUUUUGAAGAAUUUUUUAUCUUCUAGCUUCUCCAUUUGGAUGUAAUAUGCAAAGAAGUGAAGCACAAUGAACUUUCUAAUAAACCAGGAAAAUCAAUGAUACUUUCUGUUCAUAUUCAGAGAAAAAUUUCCAUGUUUCCCUUCGUCCUGUUUAUUGAAUUGAAAUUAUUCAAGUGGGGUAGUCAUCUCAAUAAUGUAAAUGAUUUUUCAAUUAUAUUUAUUGAGACACAAAUGUAGUAAUUUAAAAAGUGAUACAAGCCAGAUGCACAGAAAGUUAAAUUCCUUUGAUUUAUUUUCCCUCAAGAAAUGUUUCUCUACAAAACUUUUCUGUUUUUUCAUUGUAUACCAAAGUUGCUCUAAUUUUUUACCUCUAUGUGAUAUCUCAUAUCAGCAACAUACCAAAUGGAAUUAGAAUGUUUAAAAGGUAUUUGUGAUAGUUCGAGAACGUUUCAAAGUGGCUCAAAUUUUCCAAACAGAUAUCAGUCAAUUUUUAUAAGAAAAUUAUUCCUAUAGUAUCUACAUGUUAUGUGCACAUACUCUAAAAAACAUGUCUCACUAGCUGUCUUUCUAUUUUUGAUUUCUGAUAAGUGUACAAAGAUAGUUAUUAAGCAAUAGCAAUCAAAUGCUUCAACUCUUUUUAGUUUUUUUAUCAGUUCUUUUACUUGUUUUCGAGUUCCACCGAACUCUGUUAUAGAUCUCUUCAUGUACAGGGUGUUCUUCGAGUCAUUGCGAAAACUAUUGAUGUUAAUGGUUAUGAAAUGAAUUUCUGUUGUCAGUAACAGGCCAAUUUGAAAACUGGUCCGGUUACUAACAUAUAAAAAAUGUAAAGUGGCAGGUCUUGAACAUCACCGAGACUGGAUCUCUAUACUUCUAUUCACGGUUAGAGCUGGUGAUUUGAUUCGAACAUUACUUGUUCGUUUGACAAUAUUUUAUGAACACGCUGUAUAUAUUUUUUCGAAGCGAAGCUUUUAGAAUUGCUGUUAAAGUGUAAUAUAUUUAUUGUAACUACAACCUAAGGCAAAAUUGAUUUUAUUUAUUGUUGGAAUUGUAGUCUACUUAACUUAAAAUGUUUUUUUGACAGACAAAUAAAUUUAUGCAAAAAAG
Leptinotarsa decemlineata (Colorado potato beetle) is the source of this 3176-nucleotide messenger RNA. RefSeq names its product hippocampus abundant transcript 1 protein. The record is from RefSeq and is a predicted model, not a curated record. Gene Ontology annotation, molecular function: transmembrane transporter activity. Lineage: Eukaryota; Metazoa; Arthropoda; Insecta; Coleoptera; Chrysomelidae. Gene Ontology annotation, biological process: transmembrane transport.